GCAGGCAGCCAGCGGCGAGAAGCGAGAAGAAAAGCGAGGCGAGGAGGAGGUCGCGUCGCAGCGCACGCAAGCAAACCACCAGAGCCAGCAAGCAAGCGCGGCCGCGCCGAGGCCGACCAAGCCCUACAGGCGCCGCCGCCGCCGCGCCGGGCUCGCUAGGGAUUCGUGCCCCGUCGUCGGGCGCGGGCGCGGCCGCGCGGCGGCGGGAGGAGCGGCGGCGAGACGAUGGAGCCCGGGUGCGGGGAAGGAGGAGGAGGAGGAGGAGGGAGGGAUGAGCGGGUGCCGCAGUGGGGCGCGCAGGAGACGCGGGAGCUGAUCGCGGCGCGCGGGGAGAUGGAGCGGGAGUCCGCCGCCGCGGCCGCCGCGCGCCGCAGCGCCAAGACGCUGUGGGAGGCGGUGUCCGCGCGCCUCCGUGAGCGCGGCUACCGCCGCACUGCCGAGCAAUGCAAGUGCAAGUGGAAGAACCUCGUCAACCGAUACAAGGGAAAAGAAACAUCUGAUCCAGAAAAUGGUAGACAGUGUCCUUUCUUUGAUGAGUUGCAUGCAGUCUUCACUGAACGAGCUAGAACUAUGCAACAACAACUCCUUGAGUCUGAAUCUGGACCAUCUGUUAAAAAGAAACUAAAGCGACCAAGUGGUGACCUGUCAUCGGAGGACUCUGAUGAUGAGGAAGAUGGCAGUGGAGAUAGUGGCGAUGAGAAACCCAUAAGAAGCAGAAAGAGGAAAAUUGCUGACAAGAGGCAACAAUCGCAACGAAUGGCAGAAAAGUCGAGGACUAGCAUUUCAAGCAUCCAUGAAUUGUUGCAGGAUUUCCUGGUGCAGCAGCAGCGCAUGGAUAUUCAGUGGCAUGAGAUGAUGGAGAGGCGUUCCCAGGAGCGGAUUGUUUUUGAACAAGAAUGGCGUCAGUCAAUGCAAAAGCUAGAGCAGGAGAGACUGAUGCUGGAGCACACAUGGAUGGAGCGAGAGGAGCAACGAAGGAUGAGAGAAGAAGCACGAGCUGAGAAAAGGGAUGCCCUCCUGACCACACUCUUGAACAAAGUCUUACAGGAAGAUUUAUAUACUACUAAUAUUGGGAUAAGACGGAUCAAUCGAUCGACCACCAGUGGAGGAAGACUGGCAAUGGAGGGGAAGCCCCUCCUCUUCCCCCACCCUCGCAUCCCCGUCGCGGCCCUCGUCCCCAACCACCUUCCCCGCCGCCCUCGCGCUUCCGGCAUCCUCCUCCUCCUCGGCGACCGGAGACCGAGGCAGCUCGGCGUCGCCCUGCGGCGUCGGCCAAGACGCCACCAGGCCGAGACCGCGCCGCCCAGCCGCCGCGGCGGCGGAGGCUGCUGGGGGCGGUGGGCGGCACGCGCCGCGGCGGGGCUGGUGCUCCAUCUGGCGGUAUGCUCCGUCGCCUUGCUCUUCCCCACCUAUGCGCGCGCCUGCGUGGGCGGCGCUCUCCCCCCGCCACCUCCUGCGGCGGCGAUGGCGGCGGAGGAGGACGACGACGACGAGGAGUGGAAGGUCGCGCUGCAGCAGUGGAAGUCCAAGACGUAUUCCCUCUCUGUUCCCCUGCGGGUCGUCGCGCUCCGUGGCUCCUUCCCUCCUGCGUGGAUCAAGGAUUUUGUUGAAGCUCAGGGGAAGAGACUGAAAUUCAGUCCUGAGUUCAGGACAAACCUUGAUGUGCUCUACUCCGAGAUGUCACAAUGUUUGGACAAGGGUCAACUUAAGCAAAAAUCCGCAAUGGCGGCUGAUGUUGUUUCAAUUGGGGACUCUUGGCUCGGGUAUGCCAUUCGUAAGGGAUUGGUAGAACCUGUCAAGAACGCUGAAGAACAGGAUUGGUUUCAGAGCCUAAGUAACAGAUGGAAGAUUCAUCUGUGCAGGAACCGCAAUGGUGAGGUAGAUCCUAAUGGCUCAAUAUGGGCGGUUCCAUACAGAUGGGGCACCGUGGUCAUUGCUUACAAGAAAAACAAGUUCAAAAGGCAUAAUCUGAAACCGAUACAGGACUGGGGGGAUUUGUGGAGGCCUGAACUUGCCGGAAAAAUUUCAAUGGUGGAUUCUCCAAGAGAAGUCAUUGGUGCAGUCCUGAAGCAUCUGGGAUCCUCAUACAACACUAAUGACAUGGAAUCAGAAAUCACUGGUGGUAGGGAAACAGUCUUAGAAAGCUUGACACAACUACAGAACCAGGUUCAAUUGUUUGACAGCACGAACUAUCUGAAAUCAUUUGGAGUAGGAGAUGUAUGGGUUGCAGUGGGUUGGAGCAGUGAUGUUAUUCCUGCUGCGAAGCGAAUGUCUGACGUUGCAGUGGUGGUUCCCAAGUCAGGCAGUAGUCUAUGGGCUGAUCUAUGGGCGAUACCAUCUGCAACCAAAUUUCAGACUGAUCGAAUUGGCGGCAGAACUAGAGGCCCAUCUCCACUUAUCAACCAGUGGUUUGACUUCUGCCUGCAGAGUGCUAGAAGCUUACCCUUUCGGCAAGAUGUCAUCCCAGGAGCAUCGCCACUAUUCCUCGAGAAACCGGUGCCUGAAGUUCCUCAAGAACGAAACAAGAGAAAGCCAAAGCUGGAGACGAAUCUUGUCAGAGGAGCACCUCCCCUUGAAAUCCUGGAAAAAUGUGAGUUUCUAGAGCCUCUAUCAGAAAAGGCGCUGGACGAUUACCAAUGGCUGAUAACGAGAAUGCAGAGACCAAAUCGUGGUCUGUUUGGAAAUUUGUUGCAAAAUAUAUCGAGUGUACUGAAUUUCAAAUCAAGAGUUUAAGAAUUUCUGUGC
Oryza sativa Japonica Group (Japanese rice) is the source of this 2745-nucleotide messenger RNA. RefSeq lists its product as uncharacterized. Gene Ontology annotation, cellular component: periplasmic space. The record is from RefSeq and is a predicted model, not a curated record. NCBI's taxonomy places the organism in Eukaryota, Viridiplantae, Streptophyta, Magnoliopsida, Poales, Poaceae. Gene Ontology annotation, biological process: polyamine transport. Gene Ontology annotation, molecular function: polyamine binding.